CUUCAGUUGCACUGGCUCAUUAUCAAGUGCGUCCACCACUAUGGCGGCAGACGCUCCAAGACGACGUGCCUUGUGGCGUACCGUAGCGCUUGUCUUGCUCCUGUGCUCCCUUAUCCCAAGUUUCAGCUGUUUUCCGCAGAAGACUCUUGGUAAAAUGCUUCCAUGGAAAUUAGCUAGCUUGGAGUUUGCGGUGAGACCGGGUAAGAUUCUCCUCAAUGGGAAUGAACUGAACCCUAGUCAAGCAUCGUACUUGUCGGAAUCUGAUGUUUCAGGAAAACGGGAGCAGGGAUCACAGUCUGAGCUGAUGGAAGCUGAAGCAGCAUGGCGGCGCACAGACCCCUCUCUGCAGUGUGGCCCUAAAAAGAUGAUAUUGAAAGUCGCUGGACUUGGGGCUGCAAACUUGGAAGUCAACCUUGGCACUGGCCGUAACCUCCCUUUAAGCGAGCUGUCGGAAUCUUGUGGCUAUUUGCUCCAUCAGAAUGCGUUUGGCCUUGUCUUGGUUGUCCCCUAUGAUGGCUGUAAUGUGAUACAAGAGAAUGGAUAUUAUGUGCUGCCAAUGAGCUUUCUGGAGAAAUCAGUUAUACUCUCCUGCCCCAUAUCUCCCGCUUUGAACCCCCAGGAUCCCUUCCCUCGAGUUCCCCUAACUAUAGACCUGUCCAAGAGUGAUGCGGACCAGGCCUCCUCUAGCAAUGAUCCCUACCAUCAAUACCAGCACUAUCACAACUAUUUAAAGUACCUCUACUACUUGCAUAUCAUAAACAAUCCCCACAUGUAUCCUUUUGUACAUCGCACUUACAAUCCCCUGUACCAAAAGUCAGAGCCUCUUUCUCACGGCUAUCCGCAUCUUCCAGUGCAUUAUCCACUCUAUGCACGCUAUCAACAGAACCCCGCUGCGCCCUAUUGCCACCCACCUGGAGCGCUUUGCCCUUUGCUGCAUUUUCCACCAUAUUACCACCAUUAUCCCCAUCAAUCUCCCCCAAAGCAAGAAGAAACAGUGGAUCCUAGCAAAGCGCCGACUAUAUUUACAACAAAGCCUACUCCUGUGGCCACCACCCAGAUCCCCACGAGAAAACUGUGUAGAAGUACUACGACUGCUGCUGCUCCUACAACUCGGACGACGACGACGACUACUACUACUACCAUUAAACGACGCUGUAGACCCAGAACCCCACCACAGGGUAAGAACCUCAGACCUUACGCCAACAACCCCUUUGCACAAGAGAUCUUGUACACCGAAGGCAGUCCAUUUCCAGGCGAUCCUAAAGGCGCACCUCACGCUGGUUCCAAUUCUGGACCACUCCUGAACUACCAGGACUGGCAACACGAGCCCUGGUUUCCCCAAGAGGAGGAUGAAGGCAUUCCCUUUGACUGGGAUGAUCUUGAACCGUAAAUGCCUGAAAGUCACUUGAGGUUUUUGCAAGGCUGUGUGCAGUAUUGUGAUGGCUUUCUCUCUUUCAGGGGUUGUCAUCCUGAUCUAUUGGCAUUCAAUAAAUGUUUUAAAUAAAA
Messenger RNA from Phyllopteryx taeniolatus (common seadragon), 1506 nucleotides. RefSeq lists its product as uncharacterized. The coding region runs from base 41 to 1390 and encodes 449 amino acids. The transcript has 4 exons. NCBI's taxonomy places the organism in Eukaryota, Metazoa, Chordata, Actinopteri, Syngnathiformes, Syngnathidae. The record is from RefSeq and is a predicted model, not a curated record.